AUGUUCUAUGCCUCCUAUUUUAACGAGCCUGCAGUUUUACAAGAGAUUGAAGGCCGUUUGGUGUACUAUAUUAAGCUGCUUUCAAAGUGGAAUCGUGCCUAUAGCUUAACCAGCAUUACUGAUCCACUAGAAAUGGUGCGUCAUCAUUUGUUUGAAACUUUAACUUUGGUGCCAACCAUGCAUGAGUUGGUUGCCCGUCAAGCUAAAGGGAUGUGUGCCGAUCUCGGCUCGGGCAUGGGGGUGCCAGGUAUUCCGCUCGCCAUUAUGUAUCCACAAUGGCACUUUGAUUUGAUCGAUAGCGUACAACGCAAAGCGAUAUUUUUAAACCAAGUUAAAAUUGAGUUGGCUUUAAAUAACGUCCGGAUCAUUUCGCAACGGAUUGAAACAUUGAUUCCUAAAGAGCCCUACGAUGGCUUUGUGGCACGUGCAUUUGCACCUUUAGCAAAAAUGGCGCAGCUUAUUGACCCUAUAGCGCAACCGAACACAUUUUUGUUGGCCAUGAAAAGCAAAAACUGGCAACAUGAGUUAUCAGAAUUGAAUGAACAAGUUCCAGCAUGGUCAUUGGUCGAACAAAAAAUGACGCCCGUUUCCGGAAUUCAUGCGGAUCGGCAGCUUUUAUUGUUGGUAAAGGCUGAUAUGACAACACAUAUAUUUGCAGUCGCUAACCAAAAAGGUGGGGUUGGAAAAACGACCACCGCCAUUAACUUGGCAGCGGGUUUGGUAAAAAUGGGACAACGGGUGUUAUUGAUUGAUUCCGAUCCGCAGGGUAAUGCUACCAUGGGCAGUGGUAUCGAAAAAGCCAGCUUAAAAUUAAGCCUGUAUCAGGUCAUCUUAGGUUUGGUUCCCAUUAGUGAGGUCAUUGUCAAAUCCCCCACCGGUGGAUACGAUAUUUUGCCGUGUAAUCGGGAAUUGGCGGCGGCGGAAACCGAGCUGGUCGAAGAGCAGGGGAGAGAAGGUUUUUUACGCAAAGCGAUCGAACCGGUGAAAGAUCAUUAUGAUUUUAUUCUGAUCGAUUGUGCGCCUGCAUUAUCAUUGUUGCCCAUUAAUGGUUUGUCAUGUGCCAAUGGGGUGAUAGUGCCGAUGCAAUGUGAAUAUUUUGCCUUAGAAGGUUUAUCGGAUUUAAUCAAUACGAUAAAACAAGUCCGAACCCAUUUUAACCAUCACCUAAAAAUUGUCGGUUUGUUGCGUGUGAUGUUUGAUACCCGCACUACCUUACAACAACAAGUAUCCGAACAGCUCGAAGCCCAUUUUGGGGACAAAGUUUUCCAAACGGUUAUUCCGCGUAAUGUCCGCUUAGCGGAAUCCCCUUCGCACGGCAUGCCUUGUAUUAAUUAUGAUGCAGCCAGUAAAGGCUCACAAGCGUAUUUAGCUUUUGCACAAGAGAUGAUUCUACGAAUUAAAGGGCCAGACUAUUUGGCCGAAAAAGAAUAG
Molecule: messenger RNA, 1431 nt
Organism: Darwinula stevensoni
Lineage: Eukaryota; Metazoa; Arthropoda; Ostracoda; Podocopida; Darwinulidae
Source: the annotation of a GenBank genome assembly